This is a messenger RNA of Suillus fuscotomentosus, 312 nucleotides long. RefSeq names its product beta-actin. The record is from RefSeq and is a predicted model, not a curated record. Bases 1 to 312 code for a protein of 103 amino acids. NCBI's taxonomy places the organism in Eukaryota, Fungi, Basidiomycota, Agaricomycetes, Boletales, Suillaceae. The transcript is spliced from 6 exons.
AUGGUUCCGGCAUGUGCAAAGCUGGCUUCGCUGGUGAUUCAACACGAUCCAUGGUGUUGUGACGAUGCUCCUUGUGCCGUCUUUCCAUACGAUUUCACAUUUUAUACAACCCUUAUGUGCGGGGGUGUCAUGGUUGGUACUAUGGGACAGAAAGACUCUUACGUCGGUGAUGAGGCUCAAUCCAAGCGUGGUAUCUUCACGCUCAAGUACCCCAUUGAGCACACCCCGGAGGAGCACCCUGUCUUGCUCACCGAGGCUCCCCUCAACCCUAAAGCUGAUCGUGAAAAAAAACGACCCAGUGUUACGAACUAG